GAGGAGGAGGGCAGCGACCAGACGGCCCUGCCUGGCCACCAGCUGGACGAAGAGGACGCCGACGUGCGGCUGUUGCUGAGCCGGAGGGGCGAGGCAGGGGCCGCGAAGGGCUCGACGGUGCGGCUUUUCGGCCGCGACUUCGACGUCUCAGCCCUCGAGUGGGACGCCAAGAGGGCGAUGCUCGCCGUCGCGGCCAUGGGUGGCAUGUGGGCCCUCGUGGGCCUCCUGGAGCGGCUGGACCGCCGGACGAGCAUCGGAGGAGAAACAUCGGCACAGACAUUCAGAGGAGGCAGGUGUAGUACCGAUGCCGCUGCUCGUUCUGGAGAUCGCCACGGCUGGAUUAUCCUGGAAGGUCUGGUCAGAACGCACCCCAGGAGAGGUCUGAGGAGCAGCGGUAUCGGUACCUUUCUUGCUGCCCCCAGACAUCGGCUCCGGGCAGGUAAGUGUGGCCCUUCGCCGGGGUGA
Prorocentrum cordatum is the source of this 465-nucleotide messenger RNA. Lineage: Eukaryota; Dinophyceae; Prorocentrales; Prorocentraceae. The record is from the annotation of a GenBank genome assembly.